AUGGAUAAAACGUCGAUGGCACUUCCAGUUCUUGCUAAGAAAAUGAAAAAGUUGGUUUCUCUUCGAUUCACGAGUCUGAAAAUCUUCUUCAAUUUGAAGUCAAGCAAUGGACUAUUGAAGUUCGAGGAGAGUUAUAAAAUGAAAGCGGAAUUAGGAAGAGGUGGAUUUGGAGUGGUCUACAGAGCCGUAAGGAUAUGUGAUAACAAGAUGGUAGCAGUGAAGUUCAUCGAAAAGAAAAACAUCAAGGAGUGGGGAAAAAUAAAUGGGAAAAAGGUACCAAUGGAAAUCUGCAUGCUGACGAAAUGUUCAGAAACUGAAGGAGUAAUUCGUAUUCUCGACUGGUACAGUAUCCCAGAAGGAUUCUUGAUUGUCAUGGAGCGUCCUUAUCCUAGUAUUGAUAUGUUCGAUUUCGUGAGAGCACAUGGAAAACUGAGCGAAGAGAUAACACACGUCUUGUUUCGACAAAUCGUAUCAACAGUUUAUGAAUGCGCUCAAAACCAAGUUCUUCACAGAGAUUUGAAGGAUGAAAACGUAGUGAUUGACCUGGCUACUGGUAAAACAAAACUAAUCGAUUUCGGUGCGGCUACUGAAUUUCAACGACGUCCAUAUACCAACUUCCACGGGACAAUCCUAUGUUCCCCUCCUGAAUGGCUUCGAAAAUCACUGUAUCUUGGAGAAGAAGCUGCAGUCUGGUCAUUGGGGGUAUUACUGUACUCCUCUCUAAAUGGACGUCUACCUUUCCGUAAUGAGACGGAAAUUUGCACCGCUCAUCUUCUCGGUCCACUUCUGUACCAUGCUAAGGUUUCACAAGAAGUGAGAGAUUUAAUCGACAGAUGUCUCACUCUUGAUCCUACUGAAAGGUGUACUCUUGAAGAAAUUAUGAACCAUUCAUGGAUCAAGAAACAACCAUUGUCUUGGGAUCAAUUGACAAAGAAAAAUGUCGAACAAGAGUCAACAGAAGCGAGUAAGGAAAGACAUUCAUCUGAAGAUUUCCAUAGUCAACAAGUUGUUUCUGGAUGUUGA
Molecule: messenger RNA, 1023 nt
Organism: Caenorhabditis remanei
Lineage: Eukaryota; Metazoa; Nematoda; Chromadorea; Rhabditida; Rhabditidae
Exons: 3
Coding region: 1-1023 (340 amino acids)
Biological process (GO): protein autophosphorylation; negative regulation of apoptotic process
Cellular component (GO): cytoplasm
Molecular function (GO): protein serine/threonine kinase activity; ATP binding
Source: RefSeq, a predicted model, not a curated record